Messenger RNA from Physcomitrium patens, 2194 nucleotides. Its product is annotated as DEAD-box ATP-dependent RNA helicase 41. Gene Ontology annotation, molecular function: ATP binding; nucleic acid binding; RNA helicase activity. The record is from RefSeq and is a predicted model, not a curated record. NCBI's taxonomy places the organism in Eukaryota, Viridiplantae, Streptophyta, Bryopsida, Funariales, Funariaceae.
AUAGGUUAUGUCGGAGAGAGACAGGAGUGAUUAUUAGGGUUGAUGUUUCAAUGCAAGGAAUUCGUUUGUGUUUAGAUUCAUAGGUUUCUUCAGUACUGAAUUGUACUAUGUCUGCUAUCGAUGGACCGAUUCCCCCUGCAGAAGACCAAGCAGUAAAGCAGAGGAGUUCUCAACAGCGGCAGCCGGAGCCAGGGGAGCCAGUUUGCGUUGUCUGUUGUCGAUAUGGUGAAUACAUCUGCGAUGCUACCGAUGAUGAUAUAUGUAGUUUAGAAUGUAAAGCUGCAAUUCUAGCUGAAAUCAAUUCUACUCCGCAAGCUGCGUGUGAUGCUCCUAAACCAGAGAGGAAGGUGGUGCAUCUGUCAACGGAAGGAUUGCAAGAUGAGUGCAUAGUGGUUACAGAUAAGGGGAAUAAAUUACCUGAAUGGGCACCGGACGAAUCCGUUUCAAGAUUGUCAAAGGAGCAAGUUAAUGCCCUACUCCAGGGAAUUGAGGUAUCUGUAAAAGGCGAAGAUGCCCCUCGACCUAUCUUGCAGUUUGCGGACUGCAAAUUUUUACCAAAACUGCAGGGAAAUCUUGAAGCUGCAGGGUAUGAAACCCCCACACCAGUUCAAAUGCAAACUAUUCCUGCGGCUCUCAAAGGACGUGAUGUUUUGGUGUCAGCAGAGACGGGCUCUGGGAAGACUGCUUCGUUUUUGCUUCCUAUAAUCAUGCGGUGUUGCCUAAUACGCAUCCAUGGAUUAUCAGAGCGAGAGAAACCCCUAGCCAUGGUGUUGGCGCCUACGCGAGAGCUCUGUGCCCAAGUGGAGGAGCAGGCGAAGGUGUUAGCCAAAGGUUUACCGUUUAAGACAGCUCUGGUCGUAGGUGGCGAUGCAAUGCCCCAACAGGUGCACCGCAUUAAGCAGGGUGUGGAAUUGAUCAUCGGCACCCCAGGACGACUCAUUGAUCUCCUUUCAAAGCAUGAUGAUCUGACUUUGCAGGGUGUGUGCAUUUUAGCACUUGAUGAGGUGGACUGUUUGCUGGAAAGCGGCUUUCGAGAUCAAGUAUUGCAGUUAGUCCAAGCCCUGGCGAUGCCGCAGAUUCUAAUGUAUUCAGCAACAAUUUUACCCGCCAUUGAGAGGUUUUCCUCGUCGCUGUUGAAAAACCCUCUAAUAAUAUCGGUGGGAACUCCAAGGCAGCCCAACCGAGCUGUGCAUCAAAUAAUAUUAUGGGUGGAAACCAAGAACAAGAAGAAAAAGCUCUUCGAGAUUCUGAAGAGUCGAGUGCAUUACCGACCUCCAGUGGUGGUCUUUGUAAACUCAAGAAUGGGGUCUGAUCUUCUAGCUGAGGCCAUACGGACUGUAACUGGCAUACAAGCCAGGUCAUUACACGGGGAGAAGUCUAUCAAGGACCGUCGGGAAACAUUGAAAAACUUUCUUAUGGGCGAAAUACCAGUGAUUGUGGCUACAGGAGUGUUGGGACGGGGCUUGGAUCUGUUAAGGGUCACACAAGUGAUAAUAUUUGACUUUCCAUCCUCGAUUGAGGAGUACAUUCACAUGAUCGGAAGGGCUUCACGGCUUAGUAAUGCAGGUUCUGCAAUGGUAUUUGUUAACGAUGAGAGUAAAGCUUUGUUUAAGGAGCUUGUUGCACUCCUGAAAGCCUCAAGGACUGUGGUCCCUCGCGAGCUACUGAAUUCGCCGUAUUUGCUCUCUACCUACGCGCUUGCUUACAACAGAAAGAAGAAACGAAGAAGAAAAGAUGUUGACUCGGAUAGUGACUGAACAACACGUCUUGCUAAAGAUUCUUGUCGAUGAUUUUUUACCGAAGGUACAUGAAAUUCGUGUGCUCAAUGGGUCUUGCUUCAAGAUCAAUUGUACAGUUCCAUACUCGUAAUCAAGGGUAAUUUUCCAGCUAUUUCAAACUAUUUAAGCGCUGACGAGCUAUCGAAACCCUUCAACAAGAGUAUUCAGGAGCUAUGACUAAUCCAUCUACAAAAGCAGUAAGACUUUCAAUUAAAAGCCCACAUAGAUCUAGACUACUGUCAAUUGCAGACAGAUUCUCGAUUUUAUCUUGUUCACUUGCAAACAGAAUAUUGGAAUGCCAAGUGAUACUCUACUGUGUUACAGCAUGCUAUGUGUGACCUGCGGGCACGUCCGCAUUUUUAUAAAUAGAUCAACUCCCAUUGAGCACUCUGUAAGUGAGAAGUGCUUUACAUUGA